AUGUGCAAAAUGUUGAGCCCAAUGUGCUUUGCAGCGGUGUUGAGUUUGCCUUUUAUUGACCAAGUGCAAGUGUUUAAUGAUGUUUUGCACGAUCUAAUAGAUGAACAACUUCCGUCUCUUUACUUCGUCUUUGAACAAUUUGUGAAACAGAGAAAUUUGGAUCCAAUUGUAAUCAAUGCGAUGGCUGAAGAGGAGCAAAUUCAUGUUAUCAAGUUGUUGGCGGCGAUAGGAAGCACAACGUAUUUUGUACACAGCUUUCCCAUUGAAUGGGUUGGUGGUGUCGAUUUGUUUGUUCAUCUAUUUGCUAUUUCAUGGGGGCUAACUCACCCAACGAGGUUCGCACUCAUUUCGGCGCUUCUGGUCAACGAAAAAGUUUCUUUUGGGCAACUUGGGGCGUUUGCUGAAUUUUCGCUGAAGACUUAUGUCCAAACCGCAGUUUCACUUAUUCGGAAAAACAAACCAAAGCGGUACAUUUUAUUUUUAGUUGGGCUUCUCAAUUACAUUGAGGUUCUGGAUGAUGACGACGUGUUUAUUACCACAAGGGAUGUCGUUAAAGUAGUGGAGUCGACACAACCGUUUGAUGACGAGGUGAGCAAAAAUGUUUUUCAGACCCUUGCGUUGUUUGUGCAUAAAUCGAGGGCGACAAUUGACUUUUCAAUACCGAUUCUCCACUUGACCAAUAUAAUCAUGAACAACAGAUACAGCAACUCAUUUGGACAAUUGUUUUUCACGUUACUCCAUUCAACAAUUGCACCGUUUGAUUCCUUAGAACAAUGUGUUACUUUAUUCCCACCAAACAUGCGAAUUCGAAACUGUCUUAUUUCGUUGUCGUCAUACGAAAGUCCGGCCGAUUUCUGUUUGUUCUUGAGAAACAUAUUAAAUUGA
Molecule: messenger RNA, 885 nt
Organism: Entamoeba invadens IP1
Lineage: Eukaryota; Evosea; Mastigamoebida; Endamoebidae
Exons: 3
Coding region: 1-885 (294 amino acids)
Source: RefSeq, a predicted model, not a curated record